GUUUAGACUCAGUGCCUUCUCUGCAAUAAAUAUCCUGGUUUAUUUUAAUCAAUUCGGCCCCUCGCACUCUUCGCUCAGCAGGUUCAAAGCAUCAAGCUAGACGGAAUAGAAGAAAAAAAAAGCUAGAACCGAUAACACGAUGAAAGCUUAUACUUUCUUGAUUGCCUUGUGGUUUGCUUCCUCGAUGGCAAGUGGUACCCAGGAAUUUACGGAGGAAGCUGUUCGUAGCAGUGACUGGCGUGAAAUGUCGCUAAUUAGGCAUGAACCCUUUGUUCAACUCGCUCCGUUUCUGGCCUUUUCUGAUGGCAAGCUAAUCGCACCAUGGGGCAGCACUGAUGCAACCUUCAAGCAUGCAAGUGACAAUGCGAAGGUUACUUUCCAAUGGUGUAGCGACAGAGAAGCUGGGAUCGUUAGGAACCUUUCCACCUGUCCUAUAGCAUUUGUAUUGCGAGAUGUAGAUGGCCGAAAAUUUGUAUGCGGUUUUGAUGUUCCACCCCUAUUGUCACAGGUGGUCGAACUUCCAGCGAGACGGCAACAUGGGUGGGUGUGUCUGAAUAUUAAAGGAAAGCAAGGAAAUAUUGGACAGACUUCUACCGCCCAACAGUAAUCUGGCAAGACGAAGGCUGGAUCAACUUUUGAAGAUGUUCAACCCCGUGGAUACAUUUGAACAAUAUAUUUCACUGCUUGUUCAUCUACCUGACUCUCCUUUAAAGAUUCUUCGUCAAAUUGUUGCUGUUGUGUUGAGGUGGUUUUCUCUCUUGAUUCACUUCAAUGGGGAGCAAUUCAUUUCUGUGGGUUUUCUUCAUGUCAAA
Messenger RNA from Puccinia graminis f. sp. tritici CRL 75-36-700-3, 812 nucleotides. RefSeq lists its product as uncharacterized. The transcript is spliced from 3 exons. The coding region runs from base 140 to 607 and encodes 155 amino acids. The record is from RefSeq and is a predicted model, not a curated record. NCBI's taxonomy places the organism in Eukaryota, Fungi, Basidiomycota, Pucciniomycetes, Pucciniales, Pucciniaceae.